Perognathus longimembris pacificus (Pacific pocket mouse) is the source of this 5983-nucleotide messenger RNA. RefSeq names its product protein tyrosine phosphatase receptor type J (gene Ptprj). The transcript has 24 exons. Lineage: Eukaryota; Metazoa; Chordata; Mammalia; Rodentia; Heteromyidae. Gene Ontology annotation, biological process: protein dephosphorylation; angiogenesis. The coding region runs from base 1 to 3696 and encodes 1231 amino acids. Gene Ontology annotation, molecular function: cadherin binding; protein tyrosine phosphatase activity. The record is from RefSeq and is a predicted model, not a curated record.
AUGGCCAAGUUUAUCUUCCAGAGCCUCAGUCCUGACUGCCUUGAUCCAGUUUCCAGCUUUCAGAAUGACAGCUCGAAGGAAAGCAAUGACUCAAAGUCCUUAAUUUUUACCACACAGAAUGGAACUGAGAAGUUUGAAAAUACUACUACCAAACAAGCACCCAGUCCUGUGUCUGACAUUGAAAGUGUUUUCAUCAAUCUAACCAAUGUGAUCCUCACCUGGAAACACAAUGACACAACUGCUUCAGACUACCAGUAUAACCUCACAGGUUUGUGUCCAGCGACUUCCUACACAUUCUCCAUUGUCCCGGGAAUACCCAGUCCUGUCUGGGGAGAUCCCAUGUACAAAAAUGUCACAACAGAGCCUCUUCCAGUGUCGAACCUUCGUGUUGCCUUCAUGGGUAGGGCGCAUGCUGUUCUGACCUGGAGCAAUGACAAUGGCACUGAAUCUUGUCGGGUAUUUCUUCAAAGCACUAGCAACCAUAGCGAGUUGGUUCAAGACUUAGCAGUCAACAUUUCAGGCUUGAAGCCAGGAUUUCGCCAUGUUGUCAGGAUUCUUCCAAAAUUAAAUAAGACACUUCUGGAUACAGAAGGUGGUAAGGAUGCCAACAACACAGAGAGAAGCCCAGAGGUGAGCCCGGAGGAACUUGGCAAGGAGUCCCUAGACACAGAAGUACAGCUCUUUGGCUUAGCACCUGACACUCAGUAUGUGGCCACUGUUUAUUCUCAAGCAGCGGAUGGCACAGAAGGACAGCCCCAGGCCAUCUCUUUCCUCACAAAUUCUGGUCAAAUUUUUGACAUCCAAGUUGUGGUCAUCAGUGCCACAAACAUGACCCUGAUCUGGAAAGACAAAUACAAUGGUUCGUCCUCUGACUACAUGUACAAGGUCCAUGUGGCUGGGGGCACCGAUUCUCUCAACUUCAAUGUCUCUCAGAAAUAUCUCAUCAUCCCUGGACUCCACUCGAGCACCUUGUACAACGUCACAGUGUGUCCUUUCCUGAAAGAUGUCAAGGGUGUGCCGGGCUUUCUCCAGGUGUACACCCCUCCUGGUCCUGUCUCCCACCUUCAAGUGACACUUGUCCGCACAAGGGAAAUCGGCUUAGCUUGGAACAGCAGUGACUCAGAGUUCUUUAGGGUUGUUACCACGCAGGAGGGGACUAGGAAACAUCAAGAGAAUGUGACCACCAACCACAUGAUCAUCAUUGAUAACCUAAAGCCUGGAACCAGUUACCGUUUUGAAAUAUUUCCACUAGGACCCAAUGGGACUGAAGGGCCAUCCCAAGAAGUUACAAGUAGAACUGAUUCUAGUGCAGUGUAUGACAUCCAUGUGGUCAGUGUGACCAACACUGAAAUGCAACUGGAAUGGCAGAACAGAGACAACGCUUCUGAAUACAUCUACCAUUUAGUUAUAAAGUCUCAGUAUGGUUCCAGAAAAACCAACAGUUCUGAGAAAAGCAUCCUGCUGAAGGGCCUCACCCCUGGGACUUUGUACAAUGUUACCAUCACUCCGGAAAUAGACCAAGUCCAGGGGGACAUGGGCUCCAUCGCACACUACACACAGCCCAGUAACGUGUCCUACAUUGUAGUGGAGCCCAACACCACAGCAGCAGUCUUCCGCUGGAAUAACAUGGAUGCAUCUGCGGCAGCGUACUCCUACCGCCUUGUUAUUACACGGUCUGAAAACACCAGCAACAUAACCCAAGAGAUCAAAGACAUCGGAGUAACUUUCGUGGUAGUCACAGAGUUAACACCUGGCUCUCCUUACACAGUGGAGAUCUUUGCACAAGUGGAGGAUGGUCUUGAGUCAGUACCUACGUUGGAGUCAUUCUGUACAGAUCCCGCGCCAGUGACCUCCUUCCACUGUGAGAUGGUCCCCAAAGAGCCAGCCUUGGUUUUGAGGUGGGCCUGCCCUCCGGGCGCCAAUGCAGGCUUUGAGCUGGGGGUCAGCAGCGGAGCUUGGGAGAACGCCACCCUCGUGGAGAGCUGCGUCUCGGAGAACGGCACCGAGUGCAGUGCGGAAGUCACAUAUCUGAACUUUUCUACCUCGUACAAUAUCAGCAUUGCCACCUUGUCCUGUGAAAAGAUGGCGCCGCCUGCCCAGGACACCUGCACCACUGGCAUUACAGACCCUCCUCCUCCAGAUGGAUCCCCUAAUAUCACCUCCAUCAGCCACAAUUCAGUAAAAGUCAAGUUCAGUGGGUUUGAAGCCAGCCACGGACCCAUCAAAGCCUAUGCUGUCAUUCUCACCACCGGGGAAGCGGGCCAUCCUUCUACAGAUGUUUUGAAAUACACGUACGAAGAUUUCAAAAAGGGGGCCUCGGAUACUUACGUGACAUACCUCAUUAGAACGGAGGAAAAAGGGCACUCUCAGGGCUUGUCUCAAGUCUUGAAAUACGAAAUCGACGUUGGGAAUGAGUCCACCACCCUCGGGUAUUACAAUGGGAAGCUGGAACCUCUGGGUUCCUAUCGGGCUUGUGUGGCUGGCUUCACCAAUAUUACCUUUCACCGUCAAAAUGAUGGACUCAUCAACGGGGCCGAGAGCUAUGUGUCCUUCAGUCGCUAUUCGGAGGCUGUUUUCCUGCCUCAGGAUCCAGGCGUCAUCUGUGGAGCUGUGUUUGGAUGCAUCUUCGGUGCCAUGGUCAUCGUGGCGGUGGGAGGCUUCAUCUUCUGGAGGAAAAAAAGGAAAGAUGCGAAGAACAAUGAAGUGUCCUUUUCUCAAAUUAAACCUAAAAAAUCCAAGUUAAUCAGGGUGGAGAAUUUUGAGGCCUACUUCAAGAAACAACAAGCCGACUCUAACUGUGGGUUCGCUGAGGAGUACGAAGACCUGAAGCUGGUUGGGAUUAGUCUACCUAAAUAUGCAGCAGAACUGGCUGAGAAUAGAGGAAAGAACCGCUAUAAUAAUGUUCUGCCCUAUGACAUUUCUCGAGUCAAGCUGUCAGUCCAGACGCAUUCCACUGAUGACUACAUCAAUGCCAACUACAUGCCGGGCUACCAUUCCAAGAGAGAUUUUAUUGCCACGCAAGGACCUUUGCCUAACACUUUAAAAGAUUUUUGGCGAAUGGUUUGGGAGAAAAAUGUAUAUGCCAUUGUUAUGUUGACCAAAUGUGUUGAACAAGGGAGGACCAAGUGUGAGGAGUACUGGCCAUCCAAGCAGGCGCAGGACUACGGGGACAUAACUGUGACCAUGACCACAGAAGUUGUUCUUCCAGAAUGGACCAUCAGAGAUUUCACUGUGAAAAAUAUCCAGACAAGUGAGACCCACCUUCUGCGCCAGUUCCAUUUCACCUCCUGGCCGGACCACGGUGUUCCGGAUACCACUGACCUGCUCAUCAACUUUCGCUACCUGGUCCGGGACUAUAUGAAGCAGAGUUCCCCGGAGUCACCCAUCCUGGUGCAUUGCAGUGCUGGAGUGGGAAGGACAGGCACAUUCAUGGCCAUCGACCGCCUCAUCUAUCAGAUAGAGAAUGAGAACACGGUGGAUGUGUACGGGAUUGUGUACGACCUUCGCAUGCACAGGCCUCUCAUGGUGCAGACAGAGGACCAGUAUGUUUUCCUCAAUCAGUGUGUUUUGGACAUCAUCAGAGCCCAGAAAGACUCAAAGGUGGAUCUCAUCUACCAGAACACCACAGCGAUGACAAUCUACGAAAACCUGGAGCCCGUGAGCAUGUUUGGGAAGAGCAAUGGCUACAUCACAUAGUGGUCCUGCCUCUUCCUGAGCGAGGCAGACCGCCAUACCCACACUUGAGGGAAACGCCCCAUGCCCACCCCGUCUCCUGUCUCCUAUCUUAGUCCUUUGUUCUGUUCUGUUUGAGUGAGCCUUGGCGGCUGAGGACUUGGGGCUACCUGGGGUGCUGGGUGGGUGUGGGUGGAUUGGCUGUAAUUCUCACCACCAGUGGGAUAAGUUCACUCCCCUCCCCCCUUGAAAAUUGUGGAAAACCAGGAAAAGUGGGCUCUAGGAUUUUUCUUUCUUUUUCAAAACCAUUUGUUCCUUUUUUUUUUUUAAUGACUAUUUUCUGUGAUUCACAUGCUAAAGCCAGGAUUGUGUUAGGUUUGGAUAUAUUUUAAGUAUCAGAGGUCUAUUUUUACCUACUGUAUCUUGGAAUCUCGCCGCUGGAAAGUACCACAUGGUGGGUGGGUGGUGGUUGUGUAGGGAGGGGCGCACGUGGAGCCCCUUCUGCACGCGUUUUCUAUUUGAACAUGUGCCUUUUUCUGAAUUAUGCUUCCACAGGCAAAACUCAGUAGAUAUCUCUAUUUUUGUAUUGAAUCUUGUAAUUGGAGUAUAUGGGAUAUUUAAAUGGUAGUUUAGCAACAGAGGUCUGCCUGCUGGUAACAUUCCAGCCUCCUGUUUGAUUAGAGGAGGCCUCUCUCUCUCUCUCUUUGCCUACCCCACCACCCUCUCCCACCUCUGUGUAACAUUUUUUCUUCCCUUCCUCGUCCCUUCCUUUUCUCCAAAGACUUCUGUUUUGUACUCUUUUUUUUUUUCCAGCCCUUUGUUUGGGUGAGAAUUUCUGUGUGUGUGUGUGGGGGGGGAGGUUGGAGGGGAAGGGAAAACCAGAGGGAGUUCACAGUGACAUGGAGUCUUUUCUUAUGCCUGCCUCCUCCCCCCACUCUGUCCUCCUCCUCCUUUCUCAUUGCUGUUUUUGGUAAGAAGGAUUAUUUAAAGGUGCAAUAUGUGACUUAGUGAUUCAUGAUGCUCUGUGUUUUUAGUCAUGUUUUACUCAGGUUGGCAUUUUCUGUGUGUGUGUGUGCGUGCGCGUGUGUGUAUACAGUGUGUGUGCGUAUGUGUGUUUUUAAAAGCGUGGCAAUCUGUGAACAUUCCAGUGGUGAGCUCAGUGUCACACUAACCCUUCCCUCAAAGUUCACUGGCUUUCUGCUCUCUGCAGUGACACUUAACUGCCCGCCCUCUACUGUGUAUAUAAAUACUAAACUCUCGCCACAGUCGUUCCUAUGAGUUGAGGUGUACAAAGUUCCAUUUGUAUCAAAGUUGUAAUUAUUAUUUUUAAAACCUUUUACUAUACUGCUGCUGUAAUUAAACAAAAUUUUUUUUUUGCUUUGGGUGGUGUAUUCAAGAAUUUUGAAUUUAUGUGGAUUUUAUUUUAUUGGUACAUAACCUGUAAACUUCUCAAGGCAUUAACAUGAAAGGAUUUGUUUCUCUUUAUUUUCUCUUGUGGCUCAGGUUAUAUUUUUGAAGUUUUAGGUUUAUUCUCCCAUGGGCCAUGAAGUAUCCAAGGGCUUAUGAAGGAAUCCCGUGGGGAUGAGCAGAGACCCACCCUGCUGUAGCCUUCAGAAGGAGUGCGUCUUGUUAGUAAUGGAAGUGGGGUCCUAGCCAGGGUGGCCCCCCACUGUGGGCAAGAGGGAGCGGGCUCUGGCCACUUGGCCGCUUGCUGGCACUUUGGUGACUGGACAGUGGCUAUCUUAGGGUUGGAGGGGGCACCACAGUGGACUUACAGCUGUGGACGAGGUUGAGGUGCAGUGCUGUGUGUCUUCUGGCCCCCCGGCUCCCCCCCACCUCUCUGUGAGGUACUGAAGGAUGACAAGGAAAGGUCCCCUGGCGUCCUGUGUUGGGGAGAAUUUUAUGUCUCAAAUGGAGAUUGCACUUUUUUGUUGAUUUUUUUUUUUUUUCAUUUUGGGUAGGAGGAAGUUGGGGGGAGCGGGGUGCUGGCUUUUCAGGUGGGACUCAGGGAAGGUGCACAGGGCCCUGGCUGUGGGGUGAAGCAGAAUUUGGGCAGAUCGCUUCUGUACCUUCACAGGGGUUUGCGGCGAGUGUGUGCGGGCCUCCGGGAGGGCACAGUGGGGUGCAGUGGCUCCCUUUCCCCUUCCUCCAGCUUACAGAAAGCAUGGUGGCCACUGGCUGGGUCCUGCCCCACGGGGGUCUCCUGAACCUCGUCUCUACUGCCAUACAGAAAUCAGAGCAAACACCUGCUCCCAAAAAAAGAGUCCUUGAAAAGAUUAGAGCAAAUAGUUAUACACAUACUGUAAUUUAA